This is a messenger RNA of Silurus meridionalis, 2552 nucleotides long. RefSeq names its product grainyhead-like transcription factor 2a (gene grhl2a). The transcript has 16 exons. NCBI's taxonomy places the organism in Eukaryota, Metazoa, Chordata, Actinopteri, Siluriformes, Siluridae. Gene Ontology annotation, biological process: neural tube development; brain development; regulation of transcription by RNA polymerase II. Gene Ontology annotation, cellular component: nucleus. Gene Ontology annotation, molecular function: RNA polymerase II cis-regulatory region sequence-specific DNA binding; DNA-binding transcription activator activity, RNA polymerase II-specific. The coding region runs from base 245 to 2029 and encodes 594 amino acids. The record is from RefSeq and is a predicted model, not a curated record.
UGGCCGUGUCUCGGGGAAGCGCUGAGUAUUUGGAAAGUGGCUUCCCGCCCACUGCGAGUCGUUUUGCUUUGUUUAUAUAGGUGGAUCGAGGUUAAUGUUAAUGUCAGACGGAUGUUAGGAGUCAGGUAACUUUUAAACGUUUGCUCUGUCGUUCCACUGAAGGUUUUUUUCUUUUGGCUGACUGAGAGAUUUGCCGCUUCCUGGACAGUUUCCCAACAGGAACAGCGGAUAAGCCGUUAUAACCAUGGCUCAGGAGGAAAGCAAGCGACUGGUAGUUGUGGUUCCCAACGAGACGUCCUUCCUGUCCCGCCGUGUCUUUACAAGUGAGGAUGAAGCCUGGAGGGCCUACCUAGAGAACCCUCUCACUGCAGCCACCAAGGCCAUGAUGAGCAUCAAUGGAGACGAGGACAGCGUGGCAGCGCUCGGACUCUUGUAUGAAUACUACAAGGUUCCAAAAGAGAAAAGGCUCCUGUCUGUAGCUAAAUUUCCAGAGGAAGAAAAAAGAAUAUUCCAUGGUGGUGUGGAAUCGGUGAAUGAGCGUGUCCAGGGUACCAGAUCUCCUCCAGUCAAUCUCUCAGUUAGCACAGAAUCUCGUAGCACAGAGGUGAAGCAAGACUCGUAUAGCACAUUGCCAUCAGAGGGGGGAGUGGUGGCCUCUGUCAAGUCAGAGGUGUAUUCUAACCAACAGCAAGAAAGGCAGCCAUACAGUCAUGUACCCUACCAGCAGACCACUCAGGAUGCACAUAGCAGUUAUGGAAAGGAUGACCAGAGGAGCAUGCCAGAUAGCACUUUUGAAGACUCUUACAAUGGUGAAAAUGUGAAAUUCAGAGUGCCCACCACUUUAGGGGCCCAAGAGUCUGUGUUUGAACAGCCUGAAAUGAACACAUUCCAGUACAGUGUAGAAGCGAGCCGCUCAGUUCGGCAGAAGCCUGGCGACGGUCCAAUGAUCUAUCUGAACAGAGGCCAGUUUUACGGCAUCACACUGUGUGAUGCAGGCAUCAGUAAAGGCUUGCGCCAUCCUAUAAGCAAAGUCAGGAGUGUGGUGAUGGUGGUGUUUGGAGAGGAUAAGUGUCGCGAUGAGCAGCUGAAGCACUGGAACUACUGGCACACACGCCAGCACACUGCAAAACAGAGAGUUCUAGAUAUUGCUGAUUACAAAGAGAGCUUCAACACUAUUGGGAAUCUGGAGGAAAUCGCCUACAAUGCCGUCUCUUUCACCUGGGAUAUUAACGAGGAAGCUAAGGUGUUUAUUACAGUGAACUGUCUGAGCACAGAUUUCUCCUCUCAGAAAGGAGUAAAAGGACUUCCGCUUAUGAUCCAGAUCGACACCUACAGCUACAACAACAGGAGCAACAAACCAAUUCACAGAGCAUACUGCCAAAUCAAAGUCUUCUGUGAUAAGGGGGCUGAGAGGAAGAUUCGCGAUGAGGAGAGAAAGCAGAUGAGAAAAAAAACAAAGGGUCAUGUGGCUGGAGGGCAAGGUCACAAUGAUCUGGCAGGUAAAAGAGGAAGUCUUGGAGCAAUAAUACAGAAGAGAUCAGACAUCUCAUUUUUCAAAUCUAUAUCAGACUUGGAUUCUCAGCCAGUCCUGUUCAUCCCAGAUGUUCAUUUCAGUAACAUGCAAAGAGCUGCACAGAUGUUUGGCUAUAGCACUGAGGAAAUGGAGAGUGAUUGUGUGAUGAUGAAGAGGGUAUUCAGACAGACAGAGGAUGAUCCCUGCCUUCCACCAGCCAAACAGGGCAAAAGUGUUGCACACAGGAGAGUUCUACUGUACGUAAGGAAAGAGUCUGAUGAGGUUUUUGAUGCACUGAUGCUCAAGUCUCCAACAGUGAAGAGUUUGAUUGAGGCUAUAUCAGUCAAGUACUCCCUUCCUGUUGAGAAGAUAAACAAAAUCUACAAGAAGAAUAAGAAAGGGAUUCUGGUCAACAUGGAUGACAACAUCGUCGAGCACUACUCCAAUGAGGAUGCAUUUGUACUAAACAUUGAGCCCCAGACAGAGUGCUUUCAGGUCACACUUACAGAAAUCUAGUGACGGCAUGAUUAAGUUUCAUAGGUGGCUUUAUAAUGGCCUUCCCAUCCAGUUAAAGAACAAAACAAAGAUGGAUAAAGAAGGCUUAAACAAAAUACCUAGUAAGAGAACAAUGAUUCUUAACAAUUGGUUGGCAGACUGUGACGUACACACGUGUACUUCCUUCUCUUGCGUUCCCUGUGUUUAAGCUCACAUGAAAACAGAAUGAUCCGUGCUGUUUAUAUGUAGUAUUGUGUGUUCUGCUAAUAACUGGCCAAACAGGUUCUUUUCAUUAGCUUUCAGUAUUCUGCUUUUUAAUCCACCCCUAUGAAAUGACCCACAGUUGUACAUUCUUAGAGAUUUGCUCAACUGUGGCUAUUAGUGGUUGAACUGCAUCCCCUAUUCUCUCCUUUAUUGUAUGUUAGAAUAUAUGUGUAGCUUUAGACAAUGUUUUUGAACAUGUAUAUAUUUAAUGUUUUCAUCAUGUGUGUGUAUAUUUCUUGUUUUGAAUGAAUGUAAUAAACAGUAUAAUUUGUUUCUGCCA